Molecule: messenger RNA, 1140 nt
Organism: Drosophila teissieri
Lineage: Eukaryota; Metazoa; Arthropoda; Insecta; Diptera; Drosophilidae
Source: RefSeq, a predicted model, not a curated record
AUGAACAAGGUUUUGGUCAUCGUAGAACGAAGUGAUCACUUUAUCUGUCAACAGCAAAAUAACAAUACACUUUAACCUGGUGAACUAUCUGAAGAUGCAACUUCCGAAGCGCAGAGUAUUCAAUGUGCUUAAAAGACAUCAGAUGUGGAAGAUGGUUAGGUGUCCUGCGAAGAUUUUGGGGGCAUACAUAACGUGAUUAACGAUAGGUCACUUUGCCAGUUUGAUAAUACUAUUAUUACAAAGAGAUAUAUGUACAUAUAUUGAUUAUUAAGAAAGUGAGUGAGUCUGGUGGAAUAAGCUGAUUGGGAAGAUUAUGAACUUUUCGGAGAUGAUCCACAAGUCUCAAAAGAUAAUAACAGGAUCCCUAUUUGUCGUUUUCACAUACGUAAUUCCUGCAUUUGGGUCCAAAAUUGCCGGUUUCGUCGUCCAAAGUUGAACAAACUGGGCAAAUAUGUGAUGUUUGAAAAAAAGUUUCUGCCUGUGCCUACAGUGCCUUUCCGCCAGUUGGAUACCUACCAAAUGGCACUGGUCGACAAGAUGCGGAGGAUGCCUGAAAGCCUGGGUAUAUCGUUCGGCCUCAACGAAAUGGACAACGAUCCCUACUACACACAGAAUCAGCCAGAGGUGAACAAGCGUCCUCCACUGCUUCAAACGCCAACCUUCAGUGAACUAUUAAUGGCGCAGAAAUAAUAUCAUUACUCCUUGAAAGGGAAUCGCAAUUCUUCUAACCUUUUACCACCCAGAUAUUCUCAGCAUUUCCCAUCGAGUAUUAAGACAAAUGGAACUUUCUUUUUGACGCGUUUUGAGAAACAAGGUUGUUCUUCAAGUCUGCGACAACGUUUUAGCAACAGCACUUUCUGUUUAAGCAACCUGCCUAUCUAUAAAUCCACCAUCAAAAGCACCGAUUAAGUUUCAUCUUUCCUCGAAUCUGAUGGACUGCGGGAAAAACUGUCGAUGAAAACUCCGGCAACAAAUCAACCAUGUCUUACCCAGUGCACCGAAGAUAGUUCAAAAUGUAUUAAGAGCUCUUACAGUAUUAGAAAGAAACAGGACCGACAGGAACAUUUACUAGUGAAACUGUUUCGCUUGGAGCAGCAAAUAGCGGAAAAGAAGAAGCAACGGGUAAAAGCACUAAAAUAG